Chlamydomonas reinhardtii is the source of this 2217-nucleotide messenger RNA. RefSeq lists its product as uncharacterized. The record is from RefSeq and is a predicted model, not a curated record. Gene Ontology annotation, biological process: protein sumoylation. The coding region runs from base 211 to 1776 and encodes 521 amino acids. Gene Ontology annotation, molecular function: ubiquitin-like protein ligase binding; protein tag activity. The transcript has 3 exons. NCBI's taxonomy places the organism in Eukaryota, Viridiplantae, Chlorophyta, Chlorophyceae, Chlamydomonadales, Chlamydomonadaceae. Gene Ontology annotation, cellular component: nucleus.
UGACACUGCAACUCUUGGCACCGGGUCGGGAGUGGAAGAGUAAUCUGACGCAAGGACGCAGUUGGAGGCGGAGGAAAGGGCGGGGGGGGGUGUCCGACCGUGUGAUGGACGAACAUCAGUCCAACUCCAAGUUUGCAUCAUUUCAAGUGUGCUCCUUGUGUAUUGCAUUUUGCAUAUCUGCUUAUGAAGGCAAUUUUGCUGUAAAACAGAAUGACACCACAACUACUGGCACCGCUGUCGGUGCAAAGACAGCUUCUUUUCCUCGGCGAGCUUGUGCCCGAUGCCGACAGGGCUAGCGCCUAUGCCAGAUUAUGUGAUGAACUAUGGACUCGGUUGCAGCAACAGGGUGUCGCGGUGCUGGAGCUGGUCACUGAUGAUGAGUUCUCAGCUUUCGGAAGCGCGCUGGAGACCUGUGCCGUCUUCUUUAGUGCUGAUGAGUCUGUGAAGCAAGGCGCCCAGAGCGCCGUGCCGGGCGAGGGAUACGCAGUUCGGCCGGGCAAGGAGCUGCUCGCAGUCCGGCCCGGCGCGCCCGCGUGGGGCUCGGGCCGCUCUCGCACGCAGCACGCGGCGUUGCAAAAGGCCUCUUCCCGCGCCGACCGGCUGUGUCGCGGCCUGCUGUGCGCGCUGUGUCGCAGCCCCGGCCUGGACGUCCACUCGGGCCGUGUGCUGGGCCUGCUGGAUGACGCGCCGCUGCUGGGCCAGGCCAGCGCCAGCCUGCUGCGCUGCGCCCGCUACAGCCCCGACCCGCACGCCGCACAGCUGCUGGCCUUCGCGCCGCACCACGACCGCGGCGUGCUCACGCUGGUGGCCAGCGCGCAGGAGCAGGGGCUGCAGGUGCGGCUGCCACAGCAGGGACAGGGGGCGGGCGCUGCGGCUGGUGCGUGGGUGGACGUGCCGCUGGGCCCCGGCCGCGUGGCGGUGCUGUGCGGCUACAGCCUGUCGUACGCCCUGGGCGGGCUGCUACAGCCGGCACUGCACCGCGUGCGGCCUGUGGCUGUAGCUGGCUGUGGCGGUGCGGCUGGCGGAUCAGCUGCUACUGCCGGCGGCGGCCGUGUGAGCCUGGCAUAUGAGCUGUGCUUCCGGCCCAACCCGUGUGUGGACCCAGCCGCCAUCACCCAGGGGGCGGCGGAGCAGCUGCCGGCAGCGGCAGCGGCGGCUGGAGAGGGCGGUGCCGCAAGCAGGCCUGCGCUGCUGACGUCCGCGCUGAUGGAGCGCUUUGAGGCCACUCACCCGGUGUCCAUCAACGGCGGCGUCCGCGUGAAGCAGGAUCCGGGGGCCAACACACCGGCGGCGGCGGCGGUUGCGGCUAGGCGGCAGCGUGAGGAGAACGGGACAGCGGCAAGGGACGAGGCACCCGCUGUGAAGCGGGGCCGCCAUGACGGCGGGCCUGAGGCGGCGGAUGAGCAGGCUGGCAGCCCGGCCGCCGCGCCCACUGCAUUGUCGCAGCCGGCGCCAGCAGGCGGCGGCGGCCACGGGGGACAGGCGGAGGCGGCGGCCGGGGAGAAUGGCGACGACAGGAUCAACAUCAUCGUCAAAGAUCAGUCUGGCUCGGAGGUGCACUUCCAGGUGAAGCGGUCAACACGUGUGGGGAAAGUCUUCGACGCCUACUAUUGCGCGAAGGGCAUGGACAACCACAGCUGCCGCUUCCUGUAUGACGGCAGCCACGUGCGGGAUCACAUCACGGUCGGUCAGCUGGGGAUGAAACCAGGCGACGUGCUGCCAAUGGUGGAAGACGGUGACGUCAUUGAUUGCAUCAUCGGGCAGGCAGGCAACUAAACUUACGACGUCAUGUUGCCAUCGCUGAUGUAGCUUUGCGCAAGAUAGUAUGGCAGUCACGGAAUGGGAAGGAGCAUGUAGCGCAUGGAGGACUGAGGGAGCACUUUGAAUCCCACGUAUGUGGUCCAGGCGCUGUUAUGUGCUGAGGGUGUAUGAGUAGUAGAGCAAAUAACGCAAGCACUUUAAAGACCACGGACAGAGCAACUUCUAAAUCAGGCGUAGGCCGGGACUGGGCCAUUCGAGGUGCAAAGGACAGGGGGGAAGCGGUGUGCAUGCUCGGAGGACUGGAUUGCAUAGAAAUGGCACAGUAACUAAGCAUAUGGACGGAGGCUGCUGAGAGUGAUUAGACGCAGGGAGGCAAGGGAGAUAGGAGGAGAGGGCAAGGGAAGGUCUGCGCUUGUCGGGGGUGGGGUCGUGUCAGUCGAGUUUCUCCGCCGAGAU